Molecule: messenger RNA, 2710 nt
Organism: Nannizzia gypsea CBS 118893
Lineage: Eukaryota; Fungi; Ascomycota; Eurotiomycetes; Onygenales; Arthrodermataceae
Exons: 3
Coding region: 47-2710 (887 amino acids)
Biological process (GO): proteolysis; peptide catabolic process
Cellular component (GO): cytoplasm
Molecular function (GO): zinc ion binding; metalloaminopeptidase activity; peptide binding
Source: RefSeq, a predicted model, not a curated record
UGCUCGUCUACCUCGUCAGUUCAAGCGAUUCUGCUCGUAUAGGAGAAUGUGUCAUGCAAGGCGAGGCGACGACGGCACCCCGGGCUCCAUGCCUGUGGCCGGCCAUGGUCGCGAGAUCCUCCCUGACAACGUGAAGCCGCUGCACUAUGACCUGACGCUGGAGCCCAAUUUCGAGAACUUCACCUUCCUGGGAUCCGUUCAGAUUGAUCUCGAUGUUGUAAAGGAGACGAGCUCUAUCACCUUGAACGCCCUUGACAUCACUAUUGAUACUGCUGCUCUCGAGGCCAAUGGAACCGAAAUUGCCGCCUCCUCGCCAGUCAGCUAUGAUAAGGACAAGCAGACUGCUACCAUCACCCUCGGACAGAAGGUUGCUGCCGGCACCAAGGCCAAGUUGAACAUCAAAUUCACUGGCACCCUGAACGACAACAUGGCCGGUUUCUACAAAUGCUCCUACAAGGACGCCAAUGGCAACCAAAAGCACAUGGCCUCCUCUCAGAUGGAGCCUACCGACUGCAGACGCGCGUUUCCUUGCUUCGACGAGCCCUCCCUGAAGGCGGAGUAUACCGUUACCCUCAUUGCAGACAAAGACAUGACCUGCCUGAGCAACAUGGACGUAGCUUCAGAGACUGAAGUCAAGUCUACCCUGGUCAGCCACCCCAGAAAGGCCGUUAAGUUCAACAAGUCUCCACUCAUGUCGACUUAUCUUGUUGCUUUCAUUGUUGGCCAUCUCAACUAUAUUGAGACAAACGCCUUCAGGGUGCCAAUUAGAGUGUAUGCUACCCCAGACCAGAACAUCGAGCACGGAAGAUUCUCGCUCGACCUUGCUGCCAAGACCCUCGCUUUCUAUGAAAAGGCCUUCAACAACGAGUACCCAUUGCCCAAGAUGGACAUGGUUGCUGUGCCCGACUUUGCUGCCGGUGCUAUGGAGAAUUGGGGUCUGGUCACCUACAGAAUCGUCGAUGUCUUGUACGACGAAAAGACUACUGGUGCUGCCACCAAGGAGCGAAUUGCCGAAACUGUGCAACACGAGCUCGCUCACCAGUGGUUCGGAAACCUGGUCACGAUGGACUUCUGGGAUGGCCUCUGGCUCAACGAGGGCUUCGCCACGUGGAUGUCGUGGUACUCGUGCAAUGUCUUCUACCCAGAGUGGAAUGUCUGGCAGACUUACGUUAUUGACAACCUCCAGCAGGCCUUGUCUCUUGAUUCCCUGAGAAGCAGUCACCCCAUUGAAGUGCCUGUGAAGCGUGCCGAUGAGAUCACCCAGAUCUUUGACGCCAUCUCCUACUCUAAGGGCUCUGCCGUACUCCGAAUGAUCUCCAAGUACAUGGGUGAGGAGAAGUUCCUAGAGGGCGUAAAGGCGUACAUCAAGAAGCACGCUUAUGGAAACACCACCACCAGUGAUCUCUGGGCUGCUCUCAGCGAAGCCAGCGGUAAGCCCAUCGACAAGGUUAUGGAUAUCUGGACUAAGCAGGUUGGUUUCCCGGUUCUUACCGUAAAGGAGAACAAGGAAAGCCAGAGCAUCACAGUCCAGCAGAACCGUUUUCUCCGAACUGGAGACGUCAAGGCCGCGGACGACAAGACCCUUUACCCCGUCGUUCUCGCCCUGAAGGGCUGUGAUGGCAUUGACCAGUCUGCCGUCCUUUCACAAAGAAGCGAAGACAUUAAAGUGGACCUCGAUUUCUACAAGCUCAACGCUGACCACUCGUCUCUCUUCAGAACAUGCUACUCUCCUGAGCGUCUGGAGAAGCUUGGAGAGGAUGCCAAGGCCGGUCGUCUGACCGUUGAGGACAAGGCCGGUAUGAUUGCCGAUGCUGGUGUCCUUGCUGCCUCUGGCUACCAGAAGACUUCUGGUAGCUUGUCUCUUCUUAAGGCUUUUGACCAGGAGAACGAGUUCGUUGUCUGGAACGAGAUUCUCACCCGUCUCGGUUCUAUCCGUGGUGCCUGGAUGUUUGAAGAUGAGGAGACCAAGAAGGCCUUGAAGACAUUCCAGCGUAACCUGGUCAGCAAGAAAGCUCACGACCUCGGUUGGACAUUCAGCGACGCGGACGGCCAUGUUCUCCAGCAGUAUAAGGCUCUCAUGUUCAGCGCUGCUGGCUCUGCAGGCGAUGAGAAAGUUGUUGCUGCUGCCACCGAGAUGUUCAAGAAGUUUGCUGAUGGUGAUUACGAUGCCAUCCACCCCAAUAUCCGCGGAAGUGUUUUCGACAUUGCUCUCCGAAACGGUGGCGAGAAGGAAUGGCAGAUCGUCUUUGACAGAUACAAGAACGCAUCUACCUCUGCUGAAAAGAAUACUGCUCUCCGCUGCCUUGGUUCAUGCGAGAAGCCAGAGGUUGUGCAGAAGACUCUCGACCUCACUCUUUCCGACGAGGUCAGAAUCCAAGAUAUCUACAUGCCCAUGUCCGGUCUUCGCUCCCAUUCUGCUGGUAUACUAGCACGCUGGAAGUGGCUGCAGGACAACUGGGAGCCUUUGACCAAGAGACUCCCCCCUGCCUUCUCCAUGCUGGGAUCUGUUAUUCAGAUUGCCUGUGCUAGCUUGUCUACCGAGUCACAGUUGAAGGAAGUAGAGGAGUUCUUCAAGAACAAAGAUCACAAGGUAAGCUACGACCGAUCUCUCGAGCAAAGUCUUGACUCUAUUCGUGCUAAGGCUGGCUGGCUCUCUCGUGACCGUGAGGAUGUUGAGGCCUGGCUCAAGGCCAACGGACUUAAGGCCUAA